AAAUCCAACCUGAGCUGUUGGCGGUUCGUUUGGAGACCGGAACUGUACGUUCCUACAGAAAUUUCCGGUGCACAUUUUCCUGCAGACUGGUUUCCAAGCGAACACUAGACGUUACCCCAGCAGAAGUGAGGCUAAAAACCAGACCAGCAGUUGUGGGCAUUGCCCAUUCGGAUUUUUUGCUGCUCCGGGGAUAUGUAAACACGGCUGUCAAAUAUCGCGUAAAUGUGUGAUAAUUUUCCCUUGAUUUCCAUAGUCAGUCCAUAAGCAACACAGCGUUGACAGUCUCUCUGAGUUAUCCACCUGGGGCCGGGCCCUGAAAGCUAAAGAUGGCGACUACGGUGUCCAACAUCCCCAAGUCGAAGAAGAAAAAACACAUAAAGCAUGUUCCGCAGAAAGUGAAGUUGUUUCGUGCCAGCGAACCGCUGUUGAGUGUUUUAAUGUGGGGCAUCAACAGUACGAGUAACGAGUUGAGCCACGUCAACAUCCCCGUCAUGCUGCUGCCGGAUGACUUCAAGGCCUACAGCAAGAUGAAAGUGGACAAUCACAUGUACAACAAAGAAAACCUGCCGAGCCACUUCAAAGUGAAGGAGUACUGUCCCCUCGUCUUCAGGAACCUGAGGGAGCGGUUCAAUGUCACGGAUCUGGAGUAUCAGAACUCCUUCGUGUCUUCCGCGCCGACCUACGAUGACUCAUCCGGCAAGAGCGGCUCCAAGUUCAUGCGAACGUACGACGGCAAAUUCUUCGUCAAGACCAUCACCCGGGAGGAGGUGGAGCUGAUGUUUAACGUCCUCCCCGAGUACCACAAGAGUAUAGUGGAGUCCCACGGUGACACCCUCUUACCACAGUAUCUAGGCAUGUACCGGUUAACCGUGGACGGCACAGAGACCUACAUGGUGGUCCUCAGAAGCAUCUUCAGUUCCACAAUGCCUGUCCACACCAAGUACGACCUGAAGGGGUCCACGAUAGACAGGCAAGCCAGCGAGAAGGAGAAGGACAAGGAGUUACCCACCUAUAAGGACAACGAUUUCCUGAGCGAAAACAAGAAGAUCCACAUCGGCACCGAGGCCAAGGACAGAGUGAUGGCGAAGCUGAAGAGAGACGUGGAGUUCCUUGCGGAGCUGAAGCUGAUGGACUACAGCCUCCUGGUGGGCAUCCACGACCGGGAACGCUUUGAGGCGGAGCAGAAGGCCAACCACAGCGAGGAGAACGGGGAGGAGGACGACUCGGGCAGCGGGGGCGCCCUCACGCCGCCCGACAGCCCCGGCCCCUUGACCAGGCAGCAGCACCUGUCCAGCGGCGAAUACGAGUUUGACACGGGCCAGGAGGUGUACGCCUUCCCCUGCGAGGAAGGUGCUCCCAGGAAUGAGGUGUACUUCAUGGGGCUCAUAGACAUCCUGACGCACUGGGGAGCGAAGAAAAAGGCUGCGCAGGCGGCCAAAACCGUCAAGCACGGGGCUGGCGCUGAGAUAUCCACAGUGAAACCAGAACAGUAUGCUAAGCGGUUCCUAGACUUCAUAGAAAAAGUAUUAGUAUAAGGUAACAGUAAGAACAAAAAGAAAAACAUAAAAAACAGAUCGAUUAAAAACGGUGUAAUCUGGUGGUUAAGUGGGGCCAAGUUGACUGAGCCUUCAAGCAGUUUUUUUUUCUCUCUUGUGCUACAUCGCUAAGCAGCUGAAUUCUGUGCUUAAUCUGUUCGGGUGGCAUGCGGUGAUUGUAUGGACGGUGACAAUGCCUGUUAGCAUGAGAAGCAUCUGCUUAGGCAGAAUUGCCAGGGGGAGUUGCUUGCAUUACGUACCUUGAUGCUGUGGAGGGGUGUAGAGAAGGGGGCGCUGACAGUUAGUUGUCAAGUGAUUCUUGGCGAUGGUGCCGUUUAUUUUAAGAGGGCUGAGGAGAAAAGAUUUUGCAAACAACAAUAUUUGGAGCAGAAUCCAGGAACUGCAAAAGUCAUGUGGGCUGGAAUUUCAGAACCUUUCAUAAUCUGUCAGUGGAUCUGUGGAUUCUGGAAUUAGAGGAGCAAGAAUUUGUAGAUGCCACAGUUUAUAAAUACUGGCAUAGAGUAGAGAUAUAUCAGUGGAUCUGUGGAUCCGGUGAAUCUGUGGAUUCAGUAGAUCCAGUGGAUAGAUGGUCCCGCUGGAUUUGUGGAUUCAGUGGGUCUCUGUAUUCAGUGGAUCUGUUUUUUCAUUUGGUACUUGUGGAUCCAGUACAUUGAUGGAUCCAGUGGACAGGUGAAUUCAGUGGAUCUUUGAAUUUAAGAGAGUUGACAUCAAGGUUGGCGUAGAUAGGACAAUCACUGUAAACUUCCGAAUCCACGUUGCAAGUCAGCCCGGGUAUCUUCUCAUGAAUUUUGUGAAAGCUUCAAAGAAAUAUCAUUGAGAAAGUGCAUUUUAAUGAAAGCAGUGUGCAGGCUGUAGCCUUGCCUGGUCCGACUAACAGUCAACACAGAUAUUGCUAUGGAGUUGCCAUUCACGUCACAGGUACCCAGUCUGAACCCUGGCUGUCAGUGUGGGCUGAAUAGUAGUGCAAGUACGUUAUAAGCUGCAAACAACUUUCCUCAAAGCUGGCGGCGAAGAUCAGAAUGAAAUUAAACGUUUUGACUACAGAUGGCUUUUUUGGAUGUGCAACUUGCACAGGAAGGAAUGCAUUGGCGACCAGGCCGUUGAAAGAGGAAAAUGUGUGGCAAACUUGUUCUGAGAUGAUAACGGCUUGCUUUUGGAAAGGAAGAAUGAAUCCCGACAUGUUAACAAAAGUGCUCAAAACUUGGUCAGUGCCCUUGACAACCUUCCUGUCUGUAGGGAUGGCCCAGCAAAACCACAUACAACAGAAAAUAGGAUAGUUGACGUGAUGUGUACAGUGAAAGCAUUAAGUGUAAACAUUGGUAUACGGUGUGUGCAAACUCGAUUGAGGGCGCUGUGUUCUGGCAAAGCUUGGCAAUGACAGGCACAUCAGUAGGGAAUGGCCACAGCCACUUGCCUACGGUUUCCAUGGAUGCACUGUUGGCAGAAUUGGGAUGAGGCCAGAGUUUUCUUUUUUUCUCACAGAAAUGUCAGAUGUCAAAGGCCACCGUGCUGUGCGCAUGUUCCAAGAGUGGCAUUAAGAAGACUGGGAAACUCUUGUCAGGACCCAAAUCGUUAUGUCAUUGAUUUGUGUAUUGCUUUCUGGUGAAUGAUUUUUUUGAAAUCGAAGAAAUGGUGUUGUGUAAGCAGCAUUUUCAGUCAUCCCAAACAGUCUCAGAGGAAGCACAUGUCGAUGAAGCCACCUAUGUUGUUUCUGUGUGGAAAAGGAGGCCAGCCGUCUUGGUUAGAAUUACUUUCUCUUGGAAUUUUUGAGUAAUAGUUCUUUGGGCUCACUCAGGUUCACUGCCUCUCGAUUCCCGCAAACAGUAUUAUGUUUAAAAAACAAGACUUGUGCAGUUCUCCUAGAAGGCAAAUACUAGGACACAAUGCUGUCAGCAUUCAAGAAUGUGUGUCCAUGUUUGUGUCAUGUUUUGCUCUGUGCUCGGGUUUAUAUUUAGAAUAGCUUACUUACUUUGAUGAGUCUUACGUAUUUUACCAUUUUUUUUAACGAAGCAAUAGUGAGCCCCAUGGUAGCCAUAUUGGUCUGGUUCCUGGAAUUCAGGUUCACAAACACUACUUUAAUGAGUGACUCUGUCCAGCACCAGACUCAUUAGGAAACAUAAGGUGAUAGAAUAGUGUACAUAACAGUGUAUUGUAGUAGCAUUGCUGCAUUUACAGGAAAGAAAUUAUCGGUUUACACAUUUGCAUGUCCGUUGUGCUCAAAACUGAAUGAGAAUACGAUAUUUUUAGUGCAUUGAAGAUAUUUAAGGACCAUACCCGUCUUUGCAUAUUUAUUUCAAGGUUGCUGACCACAUUUUUAAUUUAAAAACGGUGCAUUUGACAGAAAAGACUAAGAAGAAAUGGCUUGGAAUUUGUUCUUUUGGAAUAAUUCAAUCCCACUGUAUGAAUUUCCAAUUUCCUUUUUGUUCACUUUUACCGUAUAACAAUAAUUUUUCUUAUUAAGAGAAAUACAUCCAUGUUUUUUCCUCGUUUGUAAAAUAAAAUUGAGGCUGAAACAAAGUUAAUGCCUCCAAAACUCAGAGUACAAAUUAGACUAAAGAGUGUGAUCAGAUGACCCGAGGAAUGCACCAGGGCCAGAUCUGACCAACCGUC
Molecule: messenger RNA, 4166 nt
Organism: Acanthaster planci (crown-of-thorns starfish)
Lineage: Eukaryota; Metazoa; Echinodermata; Asteroidea; Valvatida; Acanthasteridae
Product: phosphatidylinositol 5-phosphate 4-kinase type-2 alpha-like
Biological process (GO): phosphatidylinositol phosphate biosynthetic process
Cellular component (GO): plasma membrane
Molecular function (GO): 1-phosphatidylinositol-4-phosphate 5-kinase activity; 1-phosphatidylinositol-5-phosphate 4-kinase activity
Source: RefSeq, a predicted model, not a curated record